Messenger RNA from Chironomus riparius, 824 nucleotides. Lineage: Eukaryota; Metazoa; Arthropoda; Insecta; Diptera; Chironomidae. The record is from the annotation of a GenBank genome assembly.
UUAAGAAUAAGACCUCGUUUUACAGUUAUUAUAAUAAUAAUCAAUUAAUUAGCACCAAAAAACAAAUCACAAUGAAGAAUUUCGGAAUAAUACUCGGAUUGAUUACAAUUGGAUUAAUAAAAAAUAAUGAGGCGAAACUUCCCAAAAAUAUUCAAAUUUGCUCAAGACAUGAGCCUAAGCUUAGUGAAUGUAUUUUAAAUUCAGUAAAACAAUUACAACCGAGAUUAGCAUCAGGAAGGCUUGACGAUGAGUUUGUUGUGCCAGCGCUUGAGCCACUCGCACUUGACAACAUCAAGAUGGAAAGUGGACAAGAGUUUAAGGCACACUUUACAAAUUUACUAGUUCGAGGUCCUAGCAAAUUCAAUGUUGAAAAGCUAAGAGUUAAUUUGGAUAACGCGACUUUCGAAUUUAUUAUCUCGAUUCCACGAUUGGACUUUGUUGGAAAAUACGGAAUGAGAUUGAAGAUUUUACUUCUCGAAAUUUCCGGUAAAGGUGACAUGUUAGGCCAUAUGGAUAAUUCAAGAGCACGUGUAAAAUUACAAGCACAUAAAUAUCAAAAGAAUGGUCAAACAUACAUGAAGUUUGAGAAGUUGCAAAUUAAAAUUCAAAUUGGAAAGAACUAUAUUGAACUUAAGAACUUGUUUAAUGGUGAUCCAAACUUAGGAAAAAUUGGAAAUCAGUUCAUCAAUGAUAACAGCGAUUUAUUCUUACAACAAAUCAUUCCUGGUCUAGAAAAAAAUCUUGCGGAAAUUUUCACAAACACUGCAAAUGAUAUCGUCGAGAAUGCCAGUUUUGAUGAAAUGUUUCCUGAUAAACCUGUAUAA